Raphanus sativus (radish) is the source of this 1034-nucleotide messenger RNA. Its product is annotated as OVARIAN TUMOR DOMAIN-containing deubiquitinating enzyme 2. Lineage: Eukaryota; Viridiplantae; Streptophyta; Magnoliopsida; Brassicales; Brassicaceae. The record is from RefSeq and is a predicted model, not a curated record. Gene Ontology annotation, biological process: endoplasmic reticulum unfolded protein response; protein deubiquitination. Gene Ontology annotation, molecular function: cysteine-type deubiquitinase activity. Gene Ontology annotation, cellular component: cytosol; nucleus. The transcript has 9 exons. The coding region runs from base 191 to 817 and encodes 208 amino acids.
GGUUCUUUUCUUGGUUGCCUUGGGUUGUCUUUACGUAACGAGACGAAAGGAAGCAAGUAAUCUAAUGAGCAAAAACGGCAACCACCCCACCAUAAAAAUCUAAUUGUAUUUUUUCUCAGUUUUCCAGAAUCAGAUCUCUUUCUCUGACCCCAACGCCAACGGCUUUUUCUUGCUAGUUUGAGAUUGUAUAAUGGAAGGAAUCAUUGUGAGGAGAGUUAUACCAUCUGACAACAGUUGUCUCUUCAACGCAAUCGGUUAUGUCAUGGACAAGGACAAGAAGAAAGCUCCUGAGCUAAGACAGGUGAUAGCUGCUGCAGUUGCAAGCGACAAGGAGAAGUAUAACGAAGCAUUUCUUGGGAAGCAAAAUGAAGAAUAUUGUGCUUGGAUUCUCAAUCCGGAGAAGUGGGGAGGUGCGAUUGAGCUUUCGAUAUUAGCAGACUAUUAUGGUCGAGAAAUUGCAGCUUAUGAUAUUCAAACCAGUCGAUGUGACCUGUAUGGACAGACCAAAAACUACAGCGAAAGAGUUAUGCUGAUCUAUGACGGUCUUCACUAUGAUGCUCUCGCUUUGUCUCCAUUUGAAGAUGCUGAGGAAGACUUUGAUAUGACUAUAUUUCCAGUUGGUAAAGAUAGAUCCAUUGGGGCCAUUGAAGGGCUUGUUCUAAAUCUAGUAAAGGACCAACAAAGGAAAAGGAGUUACACAGAUACUGCAAACUUCACUCUGCGUUGUGGUGUUUGCCAAAUUGGUGUUAUUGGACAAAAGGAAGCUGUGGAGCAUGCUCAGGCAACUGGUCAUGUCAACUUCCAAGAAUACCAUUAAGGGAAUGAUUUGAUUAUAAUUUUAUGUUGUCAACAAAUUCAAAUUCAAAUUCAGUCUGUUGUACAAUUCAUAUUGUGUUGUUUUCUUUCUUUAGAUGUAUCCUAUCUUCAAGAGGAGCAUCAUUGUUGUCUCACCAAUAAUGUCAUGAAAAUUUGGACAUAUUUGUCUUCAUUUUCUCUUUGGUUCAAAAUAAUAACAUUCCACACGUGUUCAGUCA